This is a messenger RNA of Hippocampus zosterae (dwarf seahorse), 2378 nucleotides long. It is a transcript of the gene ppm1ba, whose product is annotated as protein phosphatase, Mg2+/Mn2+ dependent, 1Ba. The record is from RefSeq and is a predicted model, not a curated record. Gene Ontology annotation, molecular function: manganese ion binding; magnesium ion binding; protein serine/threonine phosphatase activity. The coding region runs from base 405 to 1646 and encodes 413 amino acids. Gene Ontology annotation, biological process: positive regulation of canonical NF-kappaB signal transduction; protein dephosphorylation; negative regulation of canonical NF-kappaB signal transduction. Lineage: Eukaryota; Metazoa; Chordata; Actinopteri; Syngnathiformes; Syngnathidae. Gene Ontology annotation, cellular component: nucleus; cytosol. The transcript has 5 exons.
GGUGAGCGUGUGGCUCCGCCCUCCCGUGGACGUCGAAAAGAACGUCAUGAGCUUCAUACAUAUAACUUAGCUUUAGCCAACAUUAGCUUCGCGCUUACGUGCUCUCUAAACAAGUGUGUCCCUCGCUAACCGAAAAUCCGCCGGCACUCACUUAGUUGACACUCGUUCCAAACAUGACUUUGAAAGCGAAACGCCCACGCGGAGACGGGCGGAGAGGGCACCUGACUGGCUAGCUUUCAAUCCCGUGCUAGCGGCCGAUGGACAACAGGCGCUAACGUUUCAAGAGCCGCUAAGCCUAUCACAACAAGCCCAGCUCCUUAAACGCAACCCGCCUCUGGAGCCACACAAACAAGGACUCGAAAGAGGCUCAACGUCUUUUAACAAGGCAGGCGCGGGUCUCCGCCAUGGGUGCCUUCCUGGACAAGCCCAAAAUGGAGAAGCACAACGCCCACGGCGAAGGCAACGGCAUCCGCUACGGGCUGAGCUCCAUGCAGGGCUGGCGAGUGGAGAUGGAGGACGCCCACACGGCGGCGCUGGGCCUGCCGGCGCCCGGCCUGACGGACUGGUCCUUUUUCGCCGUCUACGACGGCCACGCGGGCUCCAGGGUGGCCAACUACUGCGCCAAGCACCUUCUGGAGCACAUCAUGGGCGCCAGUUUCGGGGCCCCGGGGCAGCGGAGCUCGCCGGCCGGUUCGGAGAGCGCCGCCGAGGCCCCCGCGGCGGAAGGCGCCCCCACGGUGGAGGCGGUGAAAGCCGGCAUCCGGGCGGGCUUCCUGGGCAUCGACGAGCACAUGCGCGGCUUCUCGGACCUGCGCAACGGCAUGGACCGAAGCGGCUCCACGGCCGUGGGCGUCCUCCUGUCGCCCGAGCAUUUCUUUUUCAUGAACUGCGGCGACUCGCGCGCCGUCUUGUACCGCGACUCCCAAGUGUGCUUCUCCACGCACGACCACAAGCCUUGCAACCCGCGCGAGAGGGAGCGCAUCCAGAACGCCGGCGGAUCCGUCAUGAUCCAGAGGGUCAACGGCUCGCUGGCCGUCUCCCGGGCCCUGGGGGACUACGACUACAAGUGCGUGGUGGGCAGGGGCCCCACCGAGCAGCUGGUCAGCCCCGAGCCCGAGGUUUGCGAGAUGCUCCGGACCCCCGAGCGGGACCAGUUUGUCAUCCUGGCCUGCGACGGCAUCUGGGACGUCAUGUCCAACGAGGAGCUGUGCGAGUUUGUCAAAUCCAGGCUGGAGGUGUCGGACGACCUGGAGCGAAUCUGCAACGAGGUGGUGGACACCUGCCUGCACAAGGGGAGCCGGGAUAACAUGAGCGUCGUCCUCGUAUGUUUGCCCAACACCCCCGAGGUGUCCGAGGAAGCCGUGAGGAGGGACGGCGAGCUCAACCGCUACCUGGAGUCUCGCGUGGAAGCCAUGCUGUCGCGGGCGGCCGACGAGGGCUUUCCCGACCUGGCGACGGUGAUGAGGAACCUGUCCGCUGACGGCGGCAUGCCGGCGCUGCCGCCGGGGGGAGGCCUCGCCAGCAAACAAAGCGUUAUCGAAGCCGUCUACAACAGUCUAUGUCCCUACAGAGAAGAAGAAGGGGUCAGUAUCCGCCGCGCUAUCCGAGACUUUGUAGCGUCAUCAUUAUUUGACAAGUCAAAAUGAGAGCGCCGCAGGUGCGUGCGGGGACCGUUGGCGGUUUCCACUCGGAAGGGUCGCGCCCCCUUAGUGUGUGUCGUUUUGAAGUGAGUUGUUGUGCCGCCAUUGUUGUCACAUCAUCGUAAGCCGGAGCGCUAAUCCCCCCCCCCCCCCCCCCCCACACACACACACACACAUUUGCCUCAGCAUUCCACUCAAAUGCUUCCAAAUGUUUGGGUCCACAUUUUUUUGUUGCCCUUGUGCAAAGUUCUCACUUUUUGGUUGUGCGCCAUCACAAACGGCAGGACAAGCGAGUCCGUUUUUCUUCCCGCUUCUAAACGGUUGACAUGAAUCCCAGUGCGUCGUCUGACCAGAUGGGGUCACUUUUGUACUUGGUCGCCACCGCGUUAGGUACACCUGCUCCAUUUGUCAAUUCACACAUGCCGAGCGCCAACAUUUGGGCCUUCCUCGGUUAUCUACUUUGGAGGAGAAACUGUGUUCAGUGCGUGCACACACACACACACAAAGGCACAGAGGCACUGUGUCCAGUUCCAAUUGAAUUCAUUCCUCUCAUCAAUCAAUUUCUCUGUCCGUUCCAAAUGAGCCGCGUCUGACAUGCCCAAGUUGAUAUUGACGGAACGCAAUGAAACCACCCGCAUGCGGACAUGUCAGACUUGUAUGAAAAUAACUUCACGUGUGUCAACAGUGUGCACUGGCAACACCCGCACAAAAGGGAAAUAAAGGAUACAAAUAUUGGAA